AUGAAGGUAUUUGGUUCAGGAUUUUUUUCUGCUCUUGCAGGGCUCAGUUUGAUGGCUUCUUCCGCCAUGGCUGCUCCUGUAAUCCAUUCGAAUGAUUUGGAGAACAUCCAUGCCGGUAUUCGUCCAGAAGUUGCUGACUUUAUCAAGAGCGAUAGCAACAUCGUUCACGAAAAGCCCAAGUCCAAGCCCAAGCAUCAUGCUGCUACCGCGUACAAUGGAGCCAAUUCUGCUCCUCUGUUGUCUGCAACCAACGCCGACACUGCUGGUUUAGAGUCUCACUACAUCAUCAUUUUGGACUCUUCUAUCAGCCAACAAGACUUGUACGAGCAUACUUCUUGGGUGGGAGAAGUUCACCAAGAGAAUAUCAUGCAAGCCAACACCUUUUAUGGCCCUGAAGAUAGCAACUACAUGUUUGGUUUGAAGCACAUCUACGACUUUGGCGAAAGUGCUUUCAAGGGUUACGCUGGUCAAUUCAGCGCUGAUGUCGUUGAACAAAUUCGUCUUCAUCCUCAUGUUAUUGCUGUCGAACGCGACCAAGUUGUUACCAUCAAGGACAAGUCCACUCAAUCCGGUGCUCCCUGGGGUCUUUCUCGUGUCUCCCACCGCGCCCACUUGACUUCCGAGACCAACGGUAAGUAUGUCUACGACAGCUCUGCUGGUGAUGGUGCUACUGCUUAUGUUGUCGACACUGGUGUCAACAUUCACCACGUUGAAUUCGAGGGCCGUGCUAAAUGGGGUAAGACCAUUCCUACCAACGAUGCUGACGAGGAUGGUAAUGGUCACGGUACUCACGUUGCUGGUACCAUUGCUAGCCGUGCUUAUGGUGUCGCAAAGAAGGCCCAGAUUGUCGCUGUCAAGGUUCUCCGUUCCAACGGUUCCGGUAGUAUGUCUGACGUUAUUUCUGGUGUUGAAUGGACUGUCAAGGACCACCAAUCCAAGAAUAGCAAGAAGACUGCCGUUGCUAACAUGUCUCUUGGUGGUGGCAGCAGCUUUGUUUUGGACUUUGCCGUCGACUCUGCCGUCAAGAAGGGUAUUUUGUAUGCCGUUGCUGCUGGUAACGAAUUCGAUGAUGCUUGCUACUCUUCUCCCGCUGCUUCCAAGUUGGCCAUCACCGUUGCUGCUUCUAAUGUCAAUGACCAACUUGCCUACUUCUCGAACUAUGGUAAGUGCGUCGACAUUAUUGCUCCUGGUGUCAACAUCUUGUCUACUUGGAUUGGUUCCAACAACCGUAACACCAACACUAUCUCUGGUACUUCCAUGGCAACUCCUCACGUUGCUGGUUUGGCUGCUUACUACCUUGGAUUGCACCCCGAUUCUAGCUCCACUGACGUUAAGGAUGCUCUUGUUAAACAAGCUACCAAGAAUGCCAUUAACCUCGCUGGUGUUCAAGACACUCCCAACCUCCUUGGUUACAAUGGUGCUUAA
Messenger RNA from Schizosaccharomyces osmophilus, 1425 nucleotides. RefSeq names its product vacuolar serine protease Isp6 (gene isp6). The transcript has a single exon. The coding region runs from base 1 to 1425 and encodes 474 amino acids. Lineage: Eukaryota; Fungi; Ascomycota; Schizosaccharomycetes; Schizosaccharomycetales; Schizosaccharomycetaceae. Gene Ontology annotation, biological process: proteolysis. The record is from RefSeq and is a predicted model, not a curated record. Gene Ontology annotation, molecular function: serine-type endopeptidase activity.